This is a messenger RNA of Conger conger (European conger), 660 nucleotides long. Its product is annotated as ephrin-A3-like. Bases 1 to 660 code for a protein of 219 amino acids. The record is from RefSeq and is a predicted model, not a curated record. The transcript is spliced from 5 exons. Gene Ontology annotation, molecular function: ephrin receptor binding. Gene Ontology annotation, cellular component: plasma membrane. Gene Ontology annotation, biological process: ephrin receptor signaling pathway; axon guidance. Lineage: Eukaryota; Metazoa; Chordata; Actinopteri; Anguilliformes; Congridae.
AUGGCUCUCGCAACGUUCUCUCUCUGUCUCAUAACCCUCACCUGUGCAAACUUACACCUGGUGUAUGCCAACAACCGACACGCCGUCCAUUGGAACAGCUCGAAUAUACACCUGCGCAGGGAGGGCUACACGGUGGAGGUGAACGUGAACGACUACCUGGACAUCUACUGCCCGCACUACAACGACAGUCAGCGCGGUUUCAGCGAGCAGUACGUCCUCUACAUGGUCACCUACCGCGGCUACCGCACCUGCGACCCCAAACUGGGCUUCAAGCGCUGGGAGUGCAACCGGCCCUACGCGCCCCACGCUCCCAUCAAGUUCUCCGAAAAGUUCCAGCGCUACAGUGCCUUCUCGCUGGGCUAUGAGUUCAACGUGGGACAGGACUACUACUACAUCUCCACGCCCACCCAUCACCAUGGCCACAGCUGCCUCAGACUGAGGGUGUACGUCUGCUGCUCUGCCACAUCCCACACAGUAGACGAUCCCCACCCAACCCCGUCAGACUACACUCUCAGACCCAACAUCAAAAUACACGACAUCGACGAGUUUAACCCUGAAAUCCCCAAGCUGGAGAAGAGCAUCAGCGGCGGCAGCCCCUCCCACGACCGCCUGCUGCUGACCGUCGCCGCCCUCUUCCUGGCCGCCCUCUCGGUCUCCUAG